Molecule: messenger RNA, 1515 nt
Organism: Rhodofomes roseus
Lineage: Eukaryota; Fungi; Basidiomycota; Agaricomycetes; Polyporales; Fomitopsidaceae
Exons: 13
Coding region: 217-1248 (343 amino acids)
Source: RefSeq, a predicted model, not a curated record
CAACUUCUCUACUCAGGUAUAGAACGCACGCAUCCACCAGACGUCGUCAGCCGCGCCUGAAGUGAGAGGGCUUGACGUGCUGAAGCACCAUAGGUUCCCCAGGAACUCUAGGUCCCUCGGGUGACCCGAAGUGAAAGGCCUUCGUUGUUAUCUAACAACCAUGACUGGUAAUGACCUUCGAAUUGCCCUACGUGGGACUUGACGGCGCCUUCUUACAUGGGCGAAGCCAUGCUCGAUGCUUCGCUCGGCGUCCCUACCAUGGCGAUGCCAGUGUUCCGAACAUCAGCGCACAUCGCCCCCAUUCACAGGCGCAAUAUGAACGUCGCAACACUGCCCGCUCUCCGUACGCGACCUUUCCCUCACGCUUCACGCCCUCACGACGUCAUCAUGCUCCUCUACGACGUGCACUCUAUGUUCGUCGCUCGGUGUCUCACAGCCGUUGCGCUUUCGCUUUCGCUCUGGGAUCACGCCUUGACGUUAGGGAGGGAAGUUCAGCUGCUCUGGCGCUUCCCGUGGUCUCCCCUACAGAUACUCGUCCUCGUGAAUAGGUACAGUGCCGAGAUAAGCAUGAUUUUUAUUGCACGGAUUGUCGGAUGGGGAAAGCUACCAAUGGCGGACUCGGUGUGCGAAGCACUAACAAUACUCAUCACAGUCUAUUGCGUCAUAAACAGCGCCUCCUCACAAUUUGCCGUACUCCUCUAUGUGUACAAGCUGUUCGACAGCAGUCCCUUGUACAGGAACGCUCUUGUGGUGGGAUUUGCAACCUGUUUCUCCGUAUCCAUCACCUUUGGCAUCUUGAGUGUCAGACAAGCAUUGGGUAUGAUCCGUAGUGCGCCUGCUAUGUACUGUGUUGUCGCGUUGAGACGAAGGUUCACGAUUGGUAUGUGGGGUGGCAUGGUUGCAUAUGAUCUUUAUGUGUUCUUUCUGCUCCUCGUCAAUACGAUGCACAACCCUCGUCGACGCGACUCCGAGAUCGUUGGCCGACUGCUUCAAGGGGGUGCUCUCGUGUUUCUCGCGUGUUCCGCGCUUCGCCUAUCUCAGCUCCUGUCAAGUGUCCUCGCGGUGGGAGCGCAAUCUCUGCUGAUUCCUUUGGUGGCCUGGUCCAUAGAUGGGAUCCUGACAUAUCGGCUACUGCUGAAGGUCAAAGCUGUCGAACUGGUUGCUGAUGGGCACCUCUCACGACUUUGGGACCCGAACGACGGAUGUGUCGUCCGAUUAUACCACGAGGUACACGUUCAGGAGAGGUGAAGAGACCUGCACCCCUCGUUUGACCUUUUUGUCGCUUAUACCAUGAACAAGUGACUGGAUGAAUAUUCUGUGGAUGCAGGUUUCCAGAGUUCUGACUGGAGAUGAAGAGAGAUACAUGGCCCGGGGCGUGGUGGAAUUUUAUGGCACUGAAGCUCAUAGCAUGAAUUUGAUAGUCAACUAUGUAUGGUCACGUUCACAGGCCCUCAAAUGCUCUAUAGCAUACGAUGGCACAAAUGUUGUCUAUGGUUACCAUAGACUAGGUACAAG